GGCUCUUGGACCGAGCACUUCGUCGCUAAGGAAGAAGAAACAGGAAGGAUAAAAGAUUGCUGGGACAAUCAGGAAGUUCCUGCACUCUCCACAUGUAGCAACUCCAGUAUCUUUCGAAGGAUAAAUGCCAUAUUGGACAAUUCUCUGGAUUUCAGUAGAGUCUGUACUACACCGGUAAAUCGAGGAAUGCAUGAUCAUUUACCAGACUUCCAGGACUCUGAAGAAACAGUUGCAAGCAAGAUGCUUUUCCCCACCUCUGCGCAAGAAUCUUCUCGUGGCCUCCCAGAUGCAAAUGACUUGUGCCUUGGCCUGCAGUCCCUCAGCUUGACGGGCUGGGACCGACCCUGGAGCACCCAGGACUCAGACUCCUCAGCCCAGAGCAGCACACAUUCAGUACUGAGCAUGCUGCAUAACCCACUGGGAAAUGUCCUAGGAAAACCCCCCUUGAGCUUUCUGCCUUUGGAUCCACUUGGGUCUGAUUUGGACAAGUUUCCAGCACCACCCUCAGUUAGAGGAUCUCGCUUGGACACCCGGCCCAUCCUGGAUUCCCGUUCUAGCAGCCCUUCUGAUUCAGACACAAGUGGCUUCAGCUCUGGAUCAGAUCAUCUCUCAGAUUUGAUUUCAAGCCUUCGAAUUUCUCCUCCUCUGCCCUUCCUGUCUCUGACAGGGAGUGGUCCAAGAGACCCCUUAAAGAUGGGGGUUGGGUCCCAUAUAGAACAAGAGCAAGCUGCUCUGGCUGCAGUCACACCCUCCCCAACUAGUGCUUCAAAGAGAUGGCCAGGAGCUUCCAUGUGGCCAUCCUGGGACCUCCUCGAAGCGCCCAAGGAUCCCUUCAGCAUAGAGAGGGAGGCCAGACUCCACCGGCAAGCUGCAGCUGUGAAUGAAGCCACCUGUACCUGGAGUGGCCAGCUUCCUCCCCGUAACUAUAAGAAUCCCAUCUACUCUUGUAAGGUGUUCUUAGGAGGUGUUCCUUGGGAUAUUACUGAAGCUGGAUUGGUUAACACCUUCCGUGUUUUUGGUUCUCUGAGUGUGGAGUGGCCUGGUAAGGAUGGCAAGCACCCCCGGUGUCCUCCCAAAGGAUAUGUAUAUCUGGUCUUCGAACUGGAGAAGUCUGUCAGGGCCCUGCUUCAGGCUUGCUCUCAUGACCCGCUGAGCCCAGAUGGUCUGAGUGAAUAUUAUUUCAAAAUGUCUAGCCGAAGGAUGCGCUGCAAGGAGGUGCAGGUGAUCCCCUGGGUCUUGGCUGACAGCAACUUUGUCCGGAGCCCUUCUCAAAGGCUGGACCCCAGUAGGACAGUGUUUGUUGGUGCCCUGCACGGGAUGCUCAAUGCUGAGGCUCUGGCUGCCAUCUUGAAUGACCUAUUUGGUGGAGUGGUGUAUGCUGGGAUUGACACAGAUAAGCACAAGUAUCCCAUUGGGUCUGGACGAGUUACUUUCAAUAAUCAACGUAGUUACCUGAAAGCAGUUAGUGCUGCUUUUGUGGAGAUCAAAACCACCAAGUUCACCAAGAAAGUUCAGAUUGACCCCUAUCUAGAAGAUUCUCUGUGUCACAUCUGCAGUUCUCAGCCUGGCCCCUUCUUCUGUCGAGAUCAGGUCUGCUUUAAGUAUUUCUGCCGGAGCUGUUGGCACUGGCGGCACAGCAUGGAAGGCCUGCGCCACCAUAGCCCUCUGAUGCGGAACCAGAAGAACCGAGACUCCAGCUAGAGGCAUAGCAGGCAAUGCCCAGUGGCCGGUGGCACUUUAGGCUUGCAGUUCAGGCAGCAGCCUGCACCGCCACUCUGCCAUUGGCAACCAGGGAGCUGGCUUCCCGAGGACAAGGGAAAAUCGUAGUCACCUUUGCACUUGCUGAAUCUGUCUUUGUUUCUGCACUAAUUAAUGCACAAUGAGUUUUGUCGGGUUUUGUUUUCAGGGGGUGUAAAAACCUUGUGUCUGCUCACCCUCCAAGCAACUCUGUAGUUUUCCCAGAUUUUAGUUUCUCAUUUUGCAGAUGAAAAGCAAAAAAGGAACUGUGUCCAGGAGGUAUUGACACGGAUGCCUACAUCUAGGUUUAUUUAUUAAAGCGCUGUUUUACAUUCCAUGCAAUACUGAUGGUGAUGAUGUGCAGGUCUCAUUGGUUUCAUUCUUGCAGUUGCCAUACAGUGCCUUUCCAUUUAUUUAACCCCCACCUGAACGGCAUAAACUGAGUGUUCAGCUGGUGUUUUUUACUGUAAACAAGGAGACUUUGCUCUUCAUUUAAACCAAAAUCAUAUUUCAUAUUUUACGCUCGAGGGUUUUUACCGGUUCCUUUUUACACUCCUUAAAACAGUUUUUAAGUCGUUUGGAACAAGAGAUUUUUUCUUUCCUGGCAGCUUUUAACAUUAUAGCAAAUUUGUGUCUGGGGGACUGCUGGUCACUGUUUCUCACAGUUGCAAUCAAAGCAUUUGCAACCAAGAAAAAAAAUUUUUUUUGUUUUAUUUGAAACUGGAUUGGAAAAACGGUGUUUGAGCAACUGCUCUAUAUAGUUUUAAAUGAUUUAUUGCACCUUCUUAAGUUGCACUUAUGUGGGUGGGAGGGUUGAUAGAAGUUUUUAAUCACAAAGUCACAGGACUUUUUUCUUUUUGUAACUGAGCUUAAAAAAAAGGGCUGCUUUUUUGGUGGGAGCAGAUGAAGGCUCACAGGAGCCCUUUCUCUUAGAGGGGGCAAGUACCCUUCCUUUACAUCUUUCAUUUGAGGAAUGUAUGAAUCAACAGUUAAGGUUGACUGAAAUGCUACUGGAAUUUGAAAACUUGACUUUUCUUUCCUUUUUUUUUUUUUUUU
Molecule: messenger RNA, 2793 nt
Organism: Octodon degus (degu)
Lineage: Eukaryota; Metazoa; Chordata; Mammalia; Rodentia; Octodontidae
Gene: Cpeb1
Product: cytoplasmic polyadenylation element binding protein 1
Exons: 12
Coding region: 187-1701 (504 amino acids)
Biological process (GO): negative regulation of cytoplasmic translation
Cellular component (GO): synapse; nucleus; neuron projection
Molecular function (GO): mRNA 3'-UTR binding; mRNA regulatory element binding translation repressor activity; ribosome binding
Source: RefSeq, a predicted model, not a curated record